AUGGAGGGCAACAAGCAGCCAGUGAAGGAGGUGCCACCCCAGCCACGUUCUCCACCCCCUCCCGCAUCCGUUCCCAUGACUAUGCCACUUCCCUUACCAUCUUUAGAUGUCACCAUGUUGGCACCGCUCUCCAUCUCAACUUCAGCCAUCACCACGGCCACUGCUAGGACGGCCGCAGCAUCUCUGCAGCACAUGCACCUGGCCUCCACAGUGGCGACAUCCUUCAACAUGCCAAAGGCCCCAGAUGAGGACAGUGAUGCCCUGCCACUGACACACAUAUCAGAAGAGGACAGUAAUGUCCCACCACACAUCAGAGCUCUGAGGUCCUUGAGACACGCUGGCAUCACAGCCGUCUUCACAGGACAGACAAAAGCAGAGAAUGCGCUCCUGCUGUGUCCUGCAGAGGGUGCUGUUCUGGUGGAUGUGGACACCCUGGUGCCGACCCACGAUGCUGAGGGGAGACCUAUCCCAGAGUGGAAGAGGCAGGUGAUGGUGCGAAGGCUGCAUGCCAGACUCAGCGAGGAACACCAGCAGCACAAGGAUCCAGGCUGGAGGUUCUCCCAAGUGCAUGAUGCCCUCUUAGGGCCCUUUGGGGAACUGCUGACUGAAGAUGACCUGAUGUUCCUGGAGCGUCAAAUUGAGAACGCCUCGGAGCAGCAUCGUUUCCAUGCCUACGAAGCUGAGCUCACACGAUUAGCUGAGAGGCUCCAGGCCAUCCUGCCUGCCCCAGUCAUCAACAUCACUGUCAACACACAGCCCCAACAACUGUCGCCUGGCAACGAGGGCACUCUCUCGUUACCUGCCUGGUACAGCCGCAUCUACGGCAUUGUUAGGAGCCUGAACCACCUCCUCGGCAUCCUUACGGAGCACAGCAUCUCUGAGGGGCUGGGGGAUGACCCUAAUGCCAGGCUACCCCUGGUUCUGACCCCCUCCUCCCUGCCUCUUCUCCCGCUGCGGCAACCAGUGGGGGGCAGAAGCAGGAGGGAGAGGGUGCAGACGGAGAUCGAGCAGGCGGGGGUGUCUGUGCGUCUACUCAGGUCUAACUUCGAGGGCCAGACGGGGCUUGCGCACCCACUGACUGGAAGGCUGCACAACCCAGAGGCACUGCGACUGAACACUGUUACCACAGCAGCAGACAAGCCACUACCUCUGUCUGUUCCAACUGAAUCAGACGGGCAUAGAGCUGAGACUGAGUAUGCUCCAAACACUCCUCACCUCAGGGUUAACCCAACCUCUGGCCCCAGAGUCACCUCCGACCCUGGCCCUAAUGUGACCCUCCACCCCAACCUAGGCAGGAACUCCAGCACCCCAAUCUCGCACCGCUGCUCUCCCAUCAUGGACUCAGGCAGCCUGAGGAAGGAACGGAUUGUGGUUCUGUUCCUGAGCCACUGGAAGAGGUCAGCGUAUGCCAUCAGCCUGAGGGCCAAGCUCACGCUGGGCAUUCACGAGCCUGGCAACUCUCCAGCCCUGCAGGGGGCAAUCGAUCCCACCAGCAUCGAGCUCCAGCUCCACAGUCCAGCCCCAGACAACCCCCUCAGAGACAUCUCACCGCACCACUGUCUCCCAGUAGACACCCAGCUAAGUCCCAACUUACAGCACAUGACUUUACCCCCACAGACACAGACAAGUUACAACUCGGUGCAUCAGAGUUUAGCAUCAGAUCCUAAGGCCGGCACCAAUUCAGUGUACCAGAGUCUUCCAGCUUGCACCAAGGCAAGUCACAACUUCAAGCAACUGAGCCAAGUAGGAGACACUCCGCCCUGCAGUGGUGCCAUGCACAGGGUCUGCAGGCAGAUGAUGUUUGUGCACAAGAUGAUCAGCACCUGGAAAAGGACUGGCAGCAGCAGCAGGGCUUUGGUUCGUCAGGGCUCUGGCGCCAGUCCGCCCCGGCGCCUCACCUACUCCCCGGAGCAGUUCCUCUCCCAGGCAGACGGGGGUGCUGUCCCUUACAGCCGCCUGACGCUGGACCUCUUCAUGCUGGGCUACCUGCGGUUGCUAGAGUGCAAGCUGCCUGCCGAUGAGCGCAAGAUGCGCCACCUGCUCUGCUUCGAGGUGUUUGACCACGUGGGCCGCUAUCCAUGGGAGACCGUGCGGGGCUUCCAUGCCGCCGUGCUGCGGGAGAUCGAGGAGGGGAGACGAAGCUGGGGCGACGGCUUCGACGACAUCAAGGCCCGCUUCUUUGGCGGGGGAGAGGAGGCCAGGAGGAGGAGGUCGAGUGGGUCAGGGCGCCACCUAGUGGUACCGCGGCUGUCGGUCGACGGCUCUGCUCUUGAGUCCUGCGGAGUUGUUGCCGGUGAGGAGGAGGAGGCUUGCGGCUUCAUCACGCGUAGCUUCGCCUUCUGGAAGCAGCAAGAGGCAGAGCUGUUUCACCUCAAGCAGCUGACAUAA
Alosa sapidissima (American shad) is the source of this 2388-nucleotide messenger RNA. It is a transcript of the gene espnlb, whose product is annotated as espin like b. Gene Ontology annotation, biological process: actin filament bundle assembly. NCBI's taxonomy places the organism in Eukaryota, Metazoa, Chordata, Actinopteri, Clupeiformes, Clupeidae. Gene Ontology annotation, cellular component: cytoplasm. The coding region runs from base 1 to 2388 and encodes 795 amino acids. Gene Ontology annotation, molecular function: actin filament binding. The record is from RefSeq and is a predicted model, not a curated record. The transcript has 5 exons.